Pelagomonas calceolata is the source of this 1599-nucleotide messenger RNA. The record is from the annotation of a GenBank genome assembly. NCBI's taxonomy places the organism in Eukaryota, Pelagophyceae, Pelagomonadales, Pelagomonadaceae.
GUCGCGCGUCUUCCACAGGCUAGACGCCACUGCUGCGCCAUCAUUUGUCGAACAGAAGCCUCGAGCAGAUCUACACACCAAAGACAGCCACCGCUGCGUCAUGGCCGCGAUGAUGGAGACGGAUGAGGACGCGGAGCUAGCCCUGCUCGGCAGCGAGGAGGACGACGAGCAGACGCUGCGCAGCUUCCUCGACGCCUUACCGAGGGACGCCACGAAGCGCAACGCAAGUGUAGCGACCUUUCUCGGCGAGACGUGCCCGCCGGCCAAGCUAUUGCUGCGCGCGGCGCUGUGGGCCGUCGACGGGCCGCGCUGCGCCCGCGACGCCCUUCGAGCCGUCUCGGCUACCAAGAGCGGCGCGCAACUCAUCAGCAAGGAGCACACUCUAUUAUUCCGGGGCUUCGCGCACGGCGCGCCGGCGGUGCGCAAGGAGACCUGCGCGACCGUCGAGGCCCUGGCCAAGGCCGGCACCACAGUUCAAUUCUGCGCGGCAGCGGCACCGUCUGUCGGCAAGGCGGCCGUCGACGACGACGCGGGCGUCGCCGAAUCCGCGGCGAACGCGGCGCGGGCCGUCGCAAAGGCGGGCUUCGUCGACGAGGCGAUCGCGGCGGUCGACGAGGCGACUCGGGCGGCGCGGGGCAGCCUGGAGCUCGUCCGGGCGUGCGACGUCGCCUGCGGCGUGGCCGUGGCCUGCGGCGACGCGGCGUGGGACCGGCGGUUAAUAGCGUCGACGUGUCGCAUCGCGUGCGUCGGCGCCGCCGAGGACCCUCUGUUGCGACUGGCGGCCCUCGAGCUCCUGCAGGGCCUGAGCCGCUCGCGGCGCGCGGUCGAAUUGCUCUGCACCGACGGCUACCUCGCGAAGCUCAUCCACGUCGCGGAACAGGACGACGGCUACGGCUGCGACCAGCAGGCCCUGCGCGCGGCUUCUCGAGUGCUCGCGGCGGCCGACACCGAUUCAUUCGCGCGCGCGGCCCAAGACGGCUGCGUCGCGCGGUUUUUUGACCUGGCCUUUGCGCGCUUGGAGCGCGGCGGCGACGCCGACGGCGCCGAGGACUACGUGUGUGCGUGCGUGGCGCUGGGCGGCUGGCUCGAGAGCAGCGCCGACGCCGCCGACGCCGUCUUGUCAAAUACGACAUUAGUAGACGCGUGGCUCGCGCCGCCUCCAGCCCCGAAACGUUGUCAAGCCGCACGCUUGAAAUCAUUAACGCAAGCCAUGAGCCCGCGCGUCUGGGCCGAGCUCGUCAAGCGGGGCGCGGACGCGGCCCUGGCCAAGGCCAUCCGGGACGGCGACGACGACGUGCGCUUCGCGGCGUGGGCCUGUUGCACCGCGGCCGUGCGGUCGAGCCCGGACGCGCUCGUCCGGUUAUUAUCACAUGCGGGCGUGUACGAGUUUUUGGUGAGCGGCCCACCGCCCGACGACGCGAUCGAAGCCAAGAGGAUCAAGCACGAUUUCGUGUGCGCCGUCGCGGAGCGGUCGGGCGGCAUGGACGAUAGCGCGCGGCGCGCCGUCGAGGCGGCCGCCAACGCGGGCCCUUUUAGAAGGGCUCCGGGGACCGUGUCGCCGGAGGUCGCGCUCGCGUCGCGGUAAGAACACAGACUAUA